AUGGAGGCUGCCGAGGAGGGGCCCGCCGUCGUGGCAUCGCUUCUGCCCGAGGAGGUGGAGGCCGAACCCUCUCCAGACACGUGGGGGGACAGGCCGGGAGGCGUUGGUGUCUCUGACUUGACCAUCCUGCAUUUCAAUGAUGUGUACGAGGUGGACCCGCGGCCUGAGGAGCCUGUGGGCGGCGCAGCGAGAUUUGCAACAGCUGUGAAGAAUUUCAAUAUCCUGAAUCCACUUUUGAUUUUCAGUGGUGACUGCUUAAAUCCUUCCGUUUUAAGUACGAUAACAAAAGGAAAGCAUAUGAUUCCCAUUUUAAAUGAAUUGGGAGUGCAUUUUGCAGUUUUUGGAAACCAUGAAUUUGAUUUUGGCGUCGAUGUUUUGGAAGAAUACAUCAAACAGAUGCACUUUACGUGGUUGCUCAGCAAUGUCUAUGACAGAUUUACUUCUGAACCUCUUGGACAUGGUAUAGCAAAAAAAAUAGUGACAUGGAACAAUAUAAAAAUAGGGUUAAUGGGAUUAGUUGAAGAAGAUUGGCUAGAUACACUGGCUACCGUUAACAAAUCAAAUGUAAACUAUAAAGAUUAUGUUGAAGUUGCUAAUGAAACAGCAAUAGAACUUAAAGAAGAAGGAGCAGAUCUCAUCAUUGCAAUAACUCAUAUGAAAUGGGGCAAUGAUACAAGGCUUGCCCAAGCAGCAGAAGGGGUCAAUUUGAUCCUAGGAGGCCAUGACCAUGAUUAUGGAAUCAAGAAGGUGAAUGAAACCUGGAUUGUCAAAAGUGGAUCUGACUUUAAAUACUUGACAAAAAUAAAUAUAAGACACUACGGUGCAUCUUUCCAAUAUAUGUUUGAGAAGGUGGACAUUGUAAGUUACUUGGAAGAAGAUUCAUAUAUUAAAGCAAUAGUAAAAGAUUUUACUCAAAACAUACAGUAUAUGUUAGAAGAAGUUCUCUGCCCAAUUAACAUGGAAUUAGACGGCCGUGAAGUUACCGUGAGAAGAUCUGAGAGCAAUCUCGGGAAUUUGGUAACCAAUGCGAUGCUAGAAGCUACUCGUGCUGAUGUAGCACUACUUAAUUCAGGCACUCUCAGAUCAGAUCGGAUACAUCCAGCAGGGAAUUUCACUUUGCAUGAUCUUUUGGCUAUUCUUCCCAUAGUGGAUCCAGUUUUAGUUGUCAGAGCAACAGGUGCACAGCUGCUGGAAGCGCUUGAAAAUGGUGUUUACAAAUACCCAGCUCUAGAUGGGAGAUUUCCUCAAGUUGCUGGAAUAGAAUUUGGAUUUGAUCCAGAUGCAGAACCAGGACACCGAAUCAUAAGAGAUACUGUCAAAGUUCAAGGACAAUAUUUACAGAAGAAGAAAGUUUACCUUCUUGCUAUUAAGGAGUACAUUGCAAAUGGAAAGGACGGUUACACCAUGCUUAAAAGUUGCCCUCGGAUAUUUGACACAGAAACUGCACAAGUCCUUUCUACAGUUGUCAUGAAUCACUUUGAAUCGAUAAAGAUUGUGCAGGGAAGAAAGCAGUGUCUUUCCGGCCAUCGGAUGAGUUUAAUCAUUACUGCCAGCAAGACUGCGUCGCUGACAGCCUUUGAAGAGGAAUCAGACAAGCCAUCAGUAGUAAUUGCUGUCCCUGGCAUCGAAGGACGGAUUUGCCAUAUUUCUCAAGACAUGAAAGAACAUUUACAUCAGCUUAGAACUGCAAGAAAGCAAGGCUUACAAGCUUUUCCCACCACUAGUGAUAAUGCAGCAGAAAAUUCUGAUUCGGAUUGA
Molecule: messenger RNA, 1758 nt
Organism: Ochotona curzoniae (black-lipped pika)
Lineage: Eukaryota; Metazoa; Chordata; Mammalia; Lagomorpha; Ochotonidae
Product: mannosylglucosyl-3-phosphoglycerate phosphatase-like
Exons: 8
Coding region: 1-1758 (585 amino acids)
Biological process (GO): nucleotide catabolic process
Molecular function (GO): hydrolase activity
Source: RefSeq, a predicted model, not a curated record